Yarrowia lipolytica CLIB122 is the source of this 2430-nucleotide messenger RNA. RefSeq lists its product as uncharacterized. Lineage: Eukaryota; Fungi; Ascomycota; Dipodascomycetes; Dipodascales. The record is from RefSeq and is a predicted model, not a curated record.
AUGGAGAAUGGGGAAUACUUGACAGAUGAGUUUUCGGACCCCGACGAGCAUCUGGACAUGUGUUCGACACGUCGCUUUUCGGAUAUUCUACGACCUGACAAUCCACACCAGCCAUUGAAUGGGACAGCCAAACACAACAUUACUGUGGUUGAUCUACAACUGAUACAACAGCAACAGACCCUAUUUUAUGACAUCUUCAGCCGCGCAUCGGAGCAUUCUGAUACCCUAUCUGUGGUAACUCUUUAUCUCGCCUAUAACACCGUGUUGAAACAGUCGAACCUCCCUCAGGAUGCGUGGGUAAUCAGAACUCUGAGAAGAGUUUGUGCUCAGGAAGGAAGAUCAUGGGAGGAGAAGUUCCGCAACCUCAACGAUACCUACAUCAAAUAUGUUGAACGGCAAGAGCAGGAGGAGAAAAGGGCACGGGACGCUCUGUACGAGUCACAGGCUCUGGGCUUGAGAAGACGCAAUCUGCUAAUCAAUACCUUUCACAAACUGAAAGCCGAAUGCAAGUACAGACGCAAGCUGAGGGCCUUAGCACGCAAAAUGGACACCUUAACGCUGAAGAAGCAGUCUCUCCAAACAAUAAAAAUCUUCAAUGCGAAACUUCGACACCGGCAUACUCUCUCCAAGAUGUUCAGAGAACGAGAGCUGAAACGCGGGUUUCUCAGCAUUAUGAGAAACACGACACAAACGGUGCUUCAGGACAGUGAGGCAGCAUACAACCUUUACGUGCUCAAGACAUUGGAGGACACAUUUGGGUGGUGGAAGGCCAAAACACAGACAGUGGUGAGAAACCAGCACAUCGCGCUAGGGUUCUACAAUGACAUGCUGUUGAGCAGGUGUCUAAAUGGUCUCAAACUGGGAGCUACCACUUCCAAGCUCAUUAACGCACGCGAUGGUGAGACCAAGAGGAAAGUAUGGGAAGCGUGGAGGUGGAACGCUGCCAAGUCUAAUUUCGAGUACCACGAGGCGACCAAGCAUUCUGCGAGUGUAGUGCUGAAUAAGCACUGGACCAAACUGGUAUUAGCAAAGGCUAACAUCGACAGGCACAAUCUGAGUGCCCAGCGGUUUUACAAAGCAAAUGCGUUCAUCAAGUUCUUCCACAUGUGGAGAAAGGCAACGAAGAUGGUUACUCAGAAAGAUGCUCUCGUUGCCAAGACCAACGAGACCCUUGCCAAAAACGUUUUGGAUGCAUGGCGUGCUUCUUUGUUGCUGAAACUUGAAGCGAAACGAUUCCGGAAACACUCGCUGUUACACUUGGGACUGACAGCUUUUACGAUCGGGCUCAAAACUCAGGCAGUACAACGAAGACGGGGUGACGAUUUGAAGUACAGAAUUCUCACAAUGUGGAGGUUCAAAUCACGUGCCAGACUCACCUCGCGGGUCAACAACGGAGUCAUGGCAAAGACCAUUCUGGUACACUGGAGACAAGUCACUGCCGAGAGGAUUGACUCUCGUACAAUGAUGUUUCAGAAGAAAACAAUGGAGCUGAACCAGAAGAUUGCUCAUCGUUUCCUGAACAUCUGGAGAGACCACCUUGAGGAUGUCGCUUUGGAUAUGUCCCGUGCCCACCAACAUUAUCGUAAUGGUCUUUUGACUCUCGGCUUUAGCAAGAUCAGCACAGUGUUCAACAAGAUGCACGAUAUGUACUCUGAGGCUGAAGAUCUACGCAACCGGAAUGUCGGCAAGAGUUUUCUGAAAUACUGGCGGACCAACAUGGAGACAAAACGAAGUCGUCGUCAUGAGGAAGAGGUUCGCGAGUUCCGUGCUCACCGAGACCACCAAAUUGCGAUAACAGCAUUCUCCAGGUGGAGACUCGCCAAGAACAAGGUGGAGGAGGAUAUGGCUGUUGCCGAGGACCUUUUCAUCGAGAAGGAUAUGUUGACCAUGAAAGAGAUAUUUGAUCAUUGGAGAUUCCUAUCCGAGCAAUCCAGAGGUCUGGUGGAAGAUGCAUCUGCCAUCAACGACAAACGUCUUUUGAAUGCGCACUUUUCUUCAUGGCUGUUCAAGGCUGAGAGGGCUGACCUGUUCAGCAAGGCUGCCAACGACACACGAACGAAGAACCUCAAGAAGAUCCAGAGACAACACGUGCGCAAAUGGCGACUGCGAACGUUGCGCAUGAUCCAGAACCAACGAACAGCCGAGGACUUUGAGAAGAAGCGCGACUCUCGACUCGCGGAGCCUUACUUCAAAAAAUGGCUAAAUAAAUGCAGAGAAAAGACUGGUUUUGGUCCCACCCUUUCAGAUGAAGCAGUCAACUACCAUGAAAUUCGAGAAAUGCAUGGCUUUGAAACUCCUUUGCGGUCCAGCAGACGUCCGCCCACUUCUAUUAGAAUGAGCCGUUUGCGUCAGGACCCCAGCACUCCACGAACUCUUCUCGCACCCCUGUUACGAAAACAACUGGACAACGUGAAUCAACAAACUAUUUAA